This is a messenger RNA of Pisolithus orientalis, 1029 nucleotides long. RefSeq lists its product as uncharacterized. Lineage: Eukaryota; Fungi; Basidiomycota; Agaricomycetes; Boletales; Pisolithaceae. The coding region runs from base 1 to 1029 and encodes 342 amino acids. The record is from RefSeq and is a predicted model, not a curated record. The transcript has a single exon.
AUGGAGUGUUCCAAUCCUUGUGAAGCUCAGAUUGAGGUGGACCUGGAGGAAGUUCAUGGAGAUGAGGUGGAGGAGGCAAGUGAAGAUGUUCCAGGCUUUGAAGACAAACUUGAGGAUGAGAUCAGUGAUCCUACCUUAUUGGUCAUAAAUGGGGAUUCUUCACUGUUGUCUCCACCAUCUGGCCCUGGCAUCCAGCCUCUCAAUUACCUCUUUGUCAACAGCAAAUAUGUUCACAAAUCUAUGGUCUGUCAUGUUCUUUUCAAUGGUAACUUCACCCCCAAGUCACAUGAUUGCCUCCUUCGAGUUUGUGGCUACACAGCUGUCAAUAAGCCCAUGGAAAGUGUGUCAUCACUAUCUGACUCAACUGCAGCCUGUGCUUCUUUCAUUGUUGGCAACCCUUACCUGAUGCUCAUCCACUUUCAUGACAAUGCUACCCAUCUUGCCCUACUUCAUUCAACAGCUAUCCAUGAGAAUGUCAUUUCAUGUUCUGAUAUCAAUUUUGACAGUCUCCUCUCAGUAGCUGGAAAGGUGAAGAUUACUGGCAAGAUUCUCACUCUAUUGGUGUCUCCACUGACACCUGAUGAUGAUUGCUUCUGGAUCUGGAAUGGAGCAUAUUUGAAGGCUAGUUCUCCCCUCCCCAGAUCCAACAUCUCAACACAGAAAGUGGUUGAGGUGACAACACUUGGUGCCUUGAUCCAUCUCAUCAAUCCUAGCAUUGUCACUGCUGCCAACUACCUGCCUUCUGAGCACUUGGCUGAAGUCAACUCUUGUGGCAUCACAUGGGCUAUCAGUAAUGACACACUUGAGGUAGCUGUUAAUGUGUUGUGGAAGUGGAUUGUGGAUUCGAAACUUGCUGUCUUGAAUAUCACACUGAUGCAGAGCUCAAAUUCAAGCUUUCCAUACUCAAUGAAUAGUAAGAUUAUCCAAGACUACUAUAUACCUGUACUAAAAUACUUUCAGGCAGUCCAGCAUUGUCUUGCAAAGAAGCAAGAGUUGCAUUCAUCAGUAGACCACUUUGUGAGUUGGUAG